AUGGCGUUCGCACAAGCUCAAGGCAUCGUGCAGGCCGCCAAGGUGGCAUACAUGGGCAGAGGCUACAUGACUGCGUUCAAGGAAUCCCGCCCAAAGCCACAUCCCGCUCCCUUCAUUCUGAGGCAUACACUCUUCCUCCUCCCUCUACUCGCCGUCAUCUCAGCCGUCGCUCUUCUUCUCUCCUAUGGUAUCCCUUGGGUCUAUAAGCGCUAUAAACGCCGCCAGGGCGUCUUCCUCGAAGGCCAGGAGGGCGAAGAGGUCGAGAUCGAGGUGGUCCCACCCGUCAUGCCCUCUCAAGGGCUGUGGUCCGACCUCCGUGCUCACGUCCGCGCUCUCAUGACCGAGGGUGCAUUUAUCGCGUUACUCGAUUUUGUGCGCACGAUCUGCCUCUGCGUGCUUGUCGGUCUCAGCAUCCUCGCUGCUAUCCAGGCAGAACCACCACCCAAGGAGGGGAAGAAUGAGAGCUAUGCCGAAAUCAUGAAGAAGAAGAAGAAGAAGGGCAAGAAGAGGAAGGACAAGCCGAUCCUCGACGAGUUCUCAGCACUCGAGUGGGCAGAGUUCGGCGUCAGCUUCUUCUACCUCUACAACCUCCUCUUCAGCUUCCUACUCCUCACGCUACGCCGCACCAAGCUCCGCAGAAAACUCACGAACCAUGUCGAUCUGCUCCUCAUCCUCGCGUUCGCUCUGUACGCGUACCGCGACAUCUGGCCGUCGCUCACAUACUACCUCUCGCCGUCGGACGUGAACAACUGGGUGACUUGGACGCGUAUUGGCAUCCUCGGAUUUGCUGGUGUCAUGAUCCCCCUCAUCCGCCCGCGCACUUAUGUCCCAGUCGACCCCCUCAAGCCGACUCCGCCAGAGCUGAUCCAUCCCGAACAAACGGCGCCGCCUCUCUUCUUCGUCUUCUACGAAUUCAUGACCGGCCUGGUCCUCAAGGCGUGGGGCACUUCCUCCCUUCCUUAUGAUGACUUCCACCCGUUAGCCGACUACGACCGUGCUGAGUACUUGUACGGUCAGCACAUGAAGACACUCGACCCCGUCAAGCGCCGCGAGCAGGGGCUGCCUCAGCGCCACCUGUUUUUCAACCUAGCGUACGUGUUCAGGUCCACCCUUUUCUGGGCGAGCAUGAUGUGCGUCGUCGCUGCGAUCGCCGAGAUUAUGCCGGCGUACGCGAUCAAGAACGUCCUCACCUACCUCGAAACGGACGGCGAAAAUGCUCGUAUCCGGCCCAUCCUCUGGGUCUUACUCCUCUUCCUCGCCCCGCUCAUGUCGUCUCUCGCCAUCCAAUACUACAUUUUCAUGAUGACUCGUUUCCUCGUCCGCGGCGAGGCUAUCCUGACCCAGCUGCUCUUUGACCAGGCUCUCCGCCUCCGCAUGAAGGACAGCGUCGGCAGCGAGGAAGAGAAGCUUGAUGGCGAGGCUUCGGGCAUCUCGGUCGACACCCCCGACGAAUCGCAGAUUCUGGACCCCACGGUCCAGGCUGCGCACGGCAACUCAGCUGCAAAAGCGGAAACCGAGCCUGUCGCCGAAGCUAAGGCGUCCCACAGCCAGGGCAUCGUUGGGCGAAUCAAUGUCCUCAUGGCCCAAGACGUGGAAUCUGUCGUCGAGGGGCGUGACAUCCCUCUGGUCAUUGUUUACAUCCCAAUCCAGGUCGCGCUUUGCCUCUACCUGCUUUAUGAGGUUCUCAGCUACAGCGCGCUUUUCGGUGUUGCUGCCAUGAUCCUUACGCUCCCCCUGCCCGGCUGGUUCACCGCGCUCGCGACAAGGGUACAGACGGGCAAGAUGGAAGCCACCGACGCCCGUGUCGAUGCGGUCACUGAGGCGGUUGGCGCCCUGCGCAUUAUCAAGAUGUUCGGUUGGGAGGAGAAGAUCAAGGCGCGCAUUGCUGUCAAGCGCGAAGCCGAGCUCAAGCUCACGUGGAAGCGCCGUGUGCUGAAUCUCCUGCUCGAGAUGGUCAACAUCCUGCUCCCCGUAAUGGUAAUGGUUGCGGCGUUCGCCGGGUACACUCUCGUCGAGAAGAAGCACCUCACUUCGUCCACCGUCUACACCUCAAUGGCAGUGUUCGAGCUCCUAAAGGGUCAAAUGAUGAUGGGGUUCUACAUGAUCUCUGAGUGGAUCACCUCUGCUGUCUCACUCCAACGCCUGAACAAGUUCUUGAACGAGAGCGAAAUGAUCGACGCGUACUCACAGGGCAACCAAGUCGUCGUCAACACGCCGGAGAAGAUCGAAGCCGAGAAGGACGGCUUGAUUCGUGUUAAGGACGCUGUGUUUGCGUGGGGAACGGACUCUCCCGACAAGAACGUUAUCAACUUCCGCCUCAGGGUCCCAGAUGUGACGUUCUGGAAGGGCAAGAUCAACCUUGUCUGCGGUCCUACCGGCAGCGGCAAGAGCUCUUUCCUUGCGGCUCUCAUCGGCGAGCUUCAUUUUGAGCCUGAGAACGACACCGCGUUCUUCCACCUGCCUCGCGAGGGUGGUGUGUCCUUUGCCGCGCAGGAGAGCUGGUGCACGUCCACUUCCAUCAAGGAGAACAUCCUGUUCGGCAAGCCAUACGACCGCGCACUCUACCGCAAGGUGUUGCACGACUGCGCGCUGGAGACGGAUCUCAAGCUCUUUGACGACGGCGACGAGACUGAGAUCGGCGAGAAGGGUAUCACCCUCAGUGGCGGACAGAAGGCUCGUGUCACACUGGCACGCGCAAUCUACUCUGGUUCCGCCAUUGUGCUCCUCGACGACAUAUUUGCUGCUCUCGACACUCUCACGUCGCGCUUCAUCCUCGACAACCUCUUCAAAGGCGACCUCGUCAAGGACCGCACCAUCGUGCUCGUGACGCACCACACGCACCUCGCUGGGCCUGUCGCCGACUACAUGGUGAUGCUGGACGCGGAUGGCAGUGUCGCGCAUGCCGGGCCCAUUGACGCCUCGAUGAUCUCCGCAGUCCCAUCCGAGGUUGACCUCACCAGCGCGGGCCAGACGUCCGAGGUGGACGAAGACACGACUGUGGUACCGACUCCCGACGACCUCGAAGAGGCUGAGGAGGAGAACGGAAACGGUCACGCGAAGAAGCCUUCCAAGCUCAUCAAGGACGAGGAGAAGUCGGAAGGCCGCAUCUCGCGCCGGGCACUCAUGUCGUUCUUCGGCACGUUCGGCGGGCCGUCCUUCUGGAUCAUCUACUUUGCUCUGCUCUUCGGCGGCCAGGCCUUGGCGUCCUUCCAGACGUGGUGGCUUGGCCGCUGGGCGAAGGCGUACGAACAGGUCCCUGACCCCGACUGGGUAUCAGUUCCCUUCUGGCUUGGCCUCUACGUGGUGUGGGUCGUGCUCAGUGUUCUGGGUUUCGCGGUAUCCGCAAUCAUCUACUACAUUGGCGCGAUGAAGGCGUCGCGCGCGAUUCACCAGAAGCUGGUCGACCACAUUUUUGGUGCAUGCAUGCGCUUCAUCGACACGACACCGGUGGGCCGCAUCAUCUCGCGCUUCACCAAGGACAUGAGGUCGGUUGAUGGUCCAUUCACCGAGCUCGCUGUUGGGGUGUUCGAUAUCACCAUGGGCCUGAUCAUCAAACUGGCCACCAUUGUCGUUAUGGUCCCCUUCUUCAGCAUCCCGGCCAUCAUCAUGGGCGUGCUCGGCGGAUUUAUCGGCGAGAUGUACAUCCACGCACAACUCAGCGUCAAGCGUGAGAUGUCGAACGCCAAGAGCCCACUGUUCUCGCAUCUGGCCUCAUCAGUUUCUGGCAUCGUCUCCAUUCGUGCGUACGGCGCUCAGGAGCAAAUCAAGAACCAGACGCGUGAGAAGGCCGACAAGUACACGCGCACGGCCACUGCAUUCUACAACCUGAACCGCUGGGUGACUGUGCGGAUCGACAUGCUCGGCGGUCUGUUCUCCAUGACGCUCGCCAUCUUCCUCGUCUACGUCGUCCACCUGGGCCCCGAUACCUCUGGCUUUGUCCUCAUGCAGGCCAUUUCGUUCGCAGGCACCAUCCUCUGGUGGGUUCGGAUGCUCAACGACAUGGAGGUGCAGGGCAACUCGGUCGAACGCAUCGAAGACUACCUCUCCAUUGACCAGGAGCCGAAAUACCAGAGCCAUCUUGCGACGCCCGCCGCCUGGCCGUCGUCUGGCGAGAUCGUGUUUGAGGGUCUGAGUGCCAAGUACUCCGAGGAUGGCCCGACCGUGCUUGACAAUCUCACGUUCACCGUCAAGAGCGGCGAGAAGGUCGGCAUUGUGGGACGAACUGGCAGCGGCAAGUCCACCCUUGCUCUCGCUCUCCUCCGCAUGCUCCCGACCACAGGUACGGUUCUAAUCGAUGGCAAGGAGACGGACAAAAUCAAUCUGCACGACUUGCGCUCGAACGUGACAAUCAUCCCGCAAGACCCAAUCCUGCUCUCGGGCACUCUGCGUUUCAAUCUCGAUCCGUUUGGCGAGCGGCAGGACGCGGAGCUGAACGACGCACUUGACCGCUCAGGCCUUCGUGCGGUGGCACGUGCUCCUUCCGGCGGAGCCACUCCGAUGCGCAUCACGCUGGACACGCAGAUUGCCGCUGGCGGCUCGAACCUCUCGCAGGGGCAGCGGCAGCUCGUGGCGCUCGCACGCGCACUUGUGCGCCGGAGCAAGGUGCUGAUUCUGGACGAGGCGACUGCGUCUGUUGAUUUCGCGACCGACGCGGUCAUCCAGAAGUCGAUCCGUGACCUGCCGUCGGACACGACGGUGCUGACGGUGGCGCAUCGCCUGGCGACUGUAAUGGACUACGACAAGAUUUUGGUCCUUGGUGCGGGCAAAGUGCUUGAGUUUGACUCGCCUAGCGCUCUCAAGGAGGACAAGGACUCGUACUUUGCCAAGUUGGUGCAGGCGAUGAAGAGCUAG
Cutaneotrichosporon cavernicola is the source of this 4851-nucleotide messenger RNA. RefSeq lists its product as uncharacterized. Gene Ontology annotation, biological process: transmembrane transport. The record is from RefSeq and is a predicted model, not a curated record. Bases 1 to 4851 code for a protein of 1616 amino acids. NCBI's taxonomy places the organism in Eukaryota, Fungi, Basidiomycota, Tremellomycetes, Trichosporonales, Trichosporonaceae. The transcript is spliced from 5 exons. Gene Ontology annotation, cellular component: membrane. Gene Ontology annotation, molecular function: ABC-type transporter activity; ATP binding; ATP hydrolysis activity.